GAAGUGAAGAAGAAGAACGACGCUUAUUUGCUUGUAACAUUUUAAUAUGUGCUAAUUUAAGCAAAAUUAGAGUUCAAAGCUUUUAAAAUUAAUAACCAGUUAAAGCACAAGUGUUAAUUGUUCAGAAAACAUGUGUUUCUGAGUUUUGUUGCCCCUUUUUUCAGUGAAAAAAAAAGAGAAAAUGUAGUUCAAUUGCAAGUGUGUGUGUGUGUGUGUGUGUGGUGACGCUUUGCAAAAAGUAUAGCUUUUCAUUAAAUCUACAUAAUAAUCAAUAAAGGACUUGAAAUUACUAAAUUAUUGCAAUUAACAAAACAAUCAAUCAAUUUAGUUAGUUUGACUAGGCAAAGGAGACAGGUAGGCAAUACAUUCUGCACCUUAUCGUCAAAUCAAUGUUGUGUGAAACUUUGGAAACGAGACCUACUCAGAUUUUGCGUUAGCCGCCAAACUUGUGCUGGAAUUUUCGAGUGCUCCACGUGGGUCACACUGUGUGAAUUCGGGAACGCGUACACAACACGGAGCGGAGUGCGCCGAGAAAAAAUAAAAGCGGAAAAGCCACCACCAGAGUGUGGAAAGGAAAAGGAAAAGCUGAUUGAGAGGGUCCCCAAAAAAACACACACAGCCAGCAUUCUUCGCGAUUCUCCAGAACCUUUUUAUUCGGCUGCACUUUUCUGUGGACCGAACCGCAGUACUUGAAGCCUUUGAGUAGGAUAAAAUUGCAUGGUUUGCUGAGUGUGUUGCCCCAGGCUCUGUCACCUGGUCAGCCUGUCCGCCCCCAUCCUUGUCCCGCCCCCGAAAAAAUAAAAUAAAAUCAACAUCAGCGGGGGAUGAGCGCGAUUGUUGUUGGGCAGGUGAGCAGGUGUUCCCAAAACAAGAACAAAAUCGAAGCAACAUGAGAUAAAAGCCUCAGCGCCCUCAGCAUAAUUUAAAUCGCACAAAAAUCGAAUCGAAACGAAAACGAGAAAAUCGGCUCCUUCGUGAGAGAGCCCAGUGCAUGUGUAUGUGUGUAUGUGAGUGAGCAGCAUCCUGGAAGCCAGAAAAAGACAGGAAAAAUAACAAAAAUAUCAGGACAUCAUCGCAGCAGCAUCAUCCCUGGGAAUGGAGACAUGUCGGGAUCGGGAUCAGGAUCAGGAUUAGCCAGAACAGCAUCCUCCGAUGCCACCGCAUCAUAGACAUAGAUACACACCCUGCUUUUGUCCAGGCAGCGACGCAUAAUGCAGUGAUUAUAUACCGCUCGCCUCGUCUCUCGUGCAAUCCAGUCGUCCCAACCAGUCGUCCCCAGUGACAAUUAGCCCCUGGCCCCCGGCAAUCCACCCUGCAAUCGUCCACCUACAUCAGCUCCUGCCCCAAGGACACCCAUAGCCAUAACCAUAGCCACAAUAGGCAUAGCAAUAGAGGUGACGAACAGAACCACAGAUCCCGAAUCGCAUCAAGAUGACCACGGACUUUCUGUUCCCUAAGAUAGCGGACUGCUCAUAUGUGUCCUGUUACUGCGAGGAGAACGUGUGGAAGCUCUGCGAGCAGGUGAAGCGGACGCGGCCCGAGGAGCUGUCCAAGUGCUACGCCGUAUUCGUGUCCAACGAGGGUCGCACCGUGCCCCUUUGGCGCCAGAAAGCCGGACGCGGCGACGAUCAAGUUGUGAUAUGGGACUACCACGUCUUCUUCAUGCACAAUCCCUCGCUGAAUCGCUGUUUGGUGUUCGAUCUGGACACCACGCUGCCCUUUCCCACAUACUUCCACAAGUACGUGACGGAGACAUUUCGCUCCGAUCUGGCCCUGCGACCGGAGCACCACAGAUUCUUCAGAGUCAUACCCGCAGACACAUAUCUCAUUGAGUUCUCGUCGGACCGGCGUCACAUGCGUCGGCCGGAUGGCAGUUGGAUCAAGCCGCCGCCCUCAUAUCCACCCAUUCUCUCGAAUACCAACAUACACUGUCUGGGCGACUUUAUCUGCAUGAGUGCAGGAAAAGGUCCUGGCGCGGUCUACAGCCUCUCGGAAUUCGUGCAGAACUUCUACAAGUCGCCCCACGUGAUGGCGCAGAACAACAAGUAGAGGAGGGCUCAAGGACCCGGGGAUCUGAGUUCAACAUCCCACUGAUGCAGAACGCAUCCAGCAACGCAACCACAUCCAAAUGCAAAUGCAAAUACAAAUCCGUAUCGAAAUCGAAAUCGUUUUGUCGUUGUCGUUACCAGACAGUUAAUUACCAAUUGCAUACAUAUACAUACAUACAUAUACACGCGAACAUAUAAAUAUAUUUAUGAUAAUGUAUUUUUGUAUUCAGGUUAACAAAAAAAUCAAGUGCAGAAGAAGGUUAAAACGCAAAUGCUGGCGCCACGCAGUUCUUUGCGUUCAUUUGCAUUGAAAUUUGAUUCUAAAGAAAUUAUAAAUCUAAUUAUACAUUUUUUAUUGUACGUAUAUUGUAUUGUAUUCGAUAAAAGCAACCACACACACA
Drosophila gunungcola (fruit fly) is the source of this 2449-nucleotide messenger RNA. RefSeq names its product protein N-terminal glutamine amidohydrolase (gene tun). The transcript has 7 exons. Gene Ontology annotation, molecular function: protein-N-terminal glutamine amidohydrolase activity; protein-N-terminal asparagine amidohydrolase activity. NCBI's taxonomy places the organism in Eukaryota, Metazoa, Arthropoda, Insecta, Diptera, Drosophilidae. The record is from RefSeq and is a predicted model, not a curated record. The coding region runs from base 1432 to 2049 and encodes 205 amino acids. Gene Ontology annotation, cellular component: nucleus; cytosol.